CUUCUCUUCCGUAACCUAACGCACAGUCCAACCCUCUCUCUUCUUCCUCUAGCCUCUUCUUCCUCUCGCCUCUUAGCCUGCUGGAUUUCUUCUCUUCUUCGCUUUUUAAUUUAUUGAUAGUGAAACAAUGGACUUUGCUAACAUUUUUUGGGGUGCACCAACUCCAUUUUCAAAUUCAAAGGCGAAUCUUCAAUUCAAACUCGAGCUCUUAGAUCCCAUUUAUUUCUUCUUCUUCUUUUCUUCUUCAUUUGCAGUUCAUCUUUAAAAUUUCUACUCAACUUCGAACUCCCUUUCAAGCAUCAUCAUGGAAAUUUUUUUGUCUCAAAACUUUGAUUAUUAGGGUCUAUGUUAACAAUCGACUCAUUUUUUAUGUUCAUAAUGGAUUAGUUUGUGAUGUAAAUAUUGAAAUUUGUUCCUUUGAUAUAGGUUUGUGAUGUUAAUAUUGAAAUUUUAGUUGAACUAGUUUCUUUAUGUUUAUGCCCAUUAUAUGUUUGUUAAAAUGCCCAUUACGAUAAAAUGGAUGGAAAUUAUGGGUGUGUAGAACUCCAUAAAAGAUUUUGGGUUGAUAAAUCUUGAUAAAUUUGAUUUGCAGAACUCCACCAAAAAAACAGGUUUUGAUUGCUAAAUUUUGUGCCCCUGUUUUUGGUGAAGAAUCUGCACGGGCAGCCUCCAGUCCCCCUUUUAGUGUUGUUAUUCCUUUAGUAACUGAUAAAAUUGCAGAAAGCCAUGUAGUUUUGCCUUUGGUUACAACUUAUUGUGCUUAUUCCCAAAGCACAAACCUGAUUGUGCAUUCUAUUCCCUUGCAAACUGAAGCCCCUGUAAGAACUGAUACUAUUGCACAAAGCCAGGUUGUGUUGCCUUUGUUUACGGCAGGCUGAUAUUUGCUGCAAGCAAGGCUGUUUCAGACCCUAUUUUGCAUUAUAAUGAUUACCAAUGUGCUGCCCCAGCUGCGAACCUUAAUGUGCCUCAUAAACAAGAGGACAACCAGGUUUCCCAUGUUGAAAUUCAUGUUAUUAACUCUGAAUGCGCAGCUUUACUUGUACAAACCCCAGUCCCCUCCCUUACUAACCCUUGGUUGAUUCCCCCCCCCCCCCCCCCCAUCUGAUAUGCAUGGAAUUGAAGUUCAAUCUGAUAGCUUUGAUACUCAUUCUGCCCCUUUGGAUACUGGUUUUAUAGUCACUAAUGCUGGUUGUGAUUAUGUUCAUCUUUCUAGUAUUACAACCAUAGAUGGGGCAAAUGUCCCUACAAAAUAUACUAUCCCAGUCCCUUAUGAUUCUGAUUUAGGAGCAAGUCCCAGCUGCCUGACCAUUUUGGAAACUACGGUUGACUCUAAUGGACCCCUGGUGGCUACCUCUUAAAGGGCAGUGACCGUUGGUGUAGUUGAUCAGAUUAUGCUGAUGCCCACUGAUGCUCAAGUGUAUGAAGCAAUUGAUGCUCCCACAGAACACAACAUAAUGAAUGGAGAUGAUGAAUUUAAUUCUGAUCCACCGGGACUUGAUACUACACUAACCACAAAUUUGUCCAAUGAUGAAUCUCAAUCUGAGGACCACACUAUUUUUUAAUAUUUCCCCAAUUACAGGAAAAUUGGCAAGCAGGGAGGAAAGCUCUUACGGUUUAGUGCAGGUCCAAAACAGGAAAUCAAAGAGCAGUGCCUAUAAAUCAAUUCGAGAUGGUCACAAGAACCCUAGAGAUGAAACCGACUACUUCCUAUACCCGGUAGACGCGAGAUUCGACUCACCACACAAACUGGCUGCAGUUCUCAAGAAUCAUAAAUAUACCACCUGGUGGCUAAAACAUAUGAACCAUAUUUGCAUAAGGCGAUUAGGUUCCACAACAAAUUCAACAAUAGUUUUUCAGCUACACUUUGAAUUCCAACAAGAAAUUUCAAAUGCUAGUGCAUCUUUAUUUUAUAUGUACCUUUUCAUUGAACCAUGCAUCUGUAAAACUCUUGUAUCUUUAAACUUUAAGAAUUGAAGUGUUCCCCGACACUACCCCCACUUAGAGUGGUUUGCUCCGGGACCCAAAAAAAAUAUAAAUGUGUAGAAAAUGUUGUAAUGCUAUUUCUUAUGUUUGCUUCCCC
Molecule: messenger RNA, 2080 nt
Organism: Cuscuta epithymum
Lineage: Eukaryota; Viridiplantae; Streptophyta; Magnoliopsida; Solanales; Convolvulaceae
Source: the annotation of a GenBank genome assembly